Molecule: messenger RNA, 3537 nt
Organism: Chelmon rostratus (copperband butterflyfish)
Lineage: Eukaryota; Metazoa; Chordata; Actinopteri; Chaetodontiformes; Chaetodontidae
Gene: daglb
Product: diacylglycerol lipase, beta
Exons: 15
Coding region: 644-2674 (676 amino acids)
Biological process (GO): lipid metabolic process
Source: RefSeq, a predicted model, not a curated record
CGGACACUGCUUGUUAUUGAGCAUAACAAAACUAACCAGCUUUCUGCAUUUAGCUAAACUAUACGUUCCCUAAACUUCUGAGAUUAACAAGUAGCUAACGUUCGUUAUAAAGUGCGAUGUUUGUGUGUUAGUAUCUUAACAACACUCGUGUCAUGCGGGAUUAGUUCUAAUUUUUUCGGAAUAGUUUUAGAGUAUUUUUAGAUAGCUAGGUAGCUAACGCUACAGAUUCUGCUGGCUGUCGUUAGCCACAUUAGCAUUGUCUAAUAUUGGUAUGCUACGCGUUGACUGGUCGAAAACCGCAAUACUGUCUGUGACUAAAAAUUACAUCUUGGCGUUCCCACCCAACGUUAAAUUAGGUAACGCUAACGGAUAUACACACACAUCUGCUUGAAUACUCAUCUUAACGUCAUCGUAUAUCUUGUCUUACACGGACAGAGAUCAUUUGGGCUAGUUAAGCAACGCAGGGAAGUAGAAUGUGACAGCAAUGGGUAAAGCUCGUUGCCACCCACUGUAGCUGCUGUUUUGUCAGUUUAGUCAUGCAUGACUCGAAGUGUCCAUGGUUGAAUAGAAGACCAUCCACUUCAUAGUGGUGAGAAGGUUAAUAACCAUCCGUGUGAGGUAUUAGGAUUUGUUGAUCUGCAAAAUGCCUGGAAUCGUGGUGUUUGGUCGGCGGUGGGGGAUCGCCAGUGACGACCUUGUUUUCCCCGGCUGCUUUGAACUGUUCGUCCGAGUACUUUGGUGGAUUGGUACCAUGAUCCUGUUCACUUACCACAAGGGGAAUUUUGAUUGUAAUGGCAGAGGAGUUCUUCACAGCUAUCUGGUUGGACUGCUGGUUGUGCUGGCGCUCAUCAUCCUGUCACUGUGUGCUAUUGUCUACGUCAGUGCUCAAGGGACUAUUACAAACCCUGGCCCACGCCGUUCUAUCCCUGCGCUGGUGUACCUGCGAGCUCUCCUGUACAUCCCUGAGCUGGUGUGGGCCUGUCUGGGAGCUGUCUGGGUUUCUGAUGACAGCCAAGGCUGUGAUCCUGCCACAGUGGGAGCUGUCAUUGCAGCAGUGAUUGCCAGCUGGAUCAUCCUGCUCUUCACUGGGUUAGGCGUGGUGUUUGUGUUUGACCCACUGGGCAAUCCCCGUCCUCAGCCUGCUGCCAUGGAGCCACUGGGAGUACGAGACCUGGAGAGCAACGAGGGCACCCAGUUCCUCUCCACAGCUCGCUCCCUGGCCGUCAAGGUGUGGGAGAGCAGGCUGCGGCUCCUGUGCUGUUGUUUGCCGCAGGAUGAAAGCCACCGAGCAGCAUUCUCCAGCAUUGCACAGCUCUUCAGCGGAUUCUUCUCUGACACAGACCUGGUCCCCAGCGACAUAGCAGCUGGUUUGGCUCUGCUGCACCAGGAGCUGGAUAAGAUGGAGCAAAGCAGAGACCCAGAGGUCAUAGUCGAUCACAGCCCUUCUUCUCCUAUUGGAGAAGAUUUAGAGACAGAGUUGGAGAAAGCAGCUCACUGCAUGAAGUUUGCUGCAGCAGCUUAUGGCUGGCCGAUGUACGUUUACUCCAACCUCCUUACUGCGCCCUGCAAGCUCAGUGGAGACUGCUGUAGGAGCCGUGCGGCCGAGUAUGACAUCGUUGGAGGAGACCACCUGGGCUGUCAUUUUUCAUCCAUCCUGCACAGCACUGGUUUGCAGUACAGAGACUUCAUCUACGUCAGCUUCCACAACCAGAUCUAUGAGAUCCCCUUUUUCGUGGCUCUGGAUCAUAAGAGAGAGGCUAUUCUGGUGGCUGUCAGAGGAACACUGUCACUGAGGGAUGUCCUGACAGACCUGUCUGCUGAAUGUGAGAACCUGCCUAUAGAGGGAGUGUCUGGAGCCUGCUACGCUCACAAGGGCAUUUGCCAGGCGGCGGGUUACAUCUACAAGAAGCUGGUCAAUGAUGGCAUCCUGAACCAGGCUUUCUCCAUUGCACCGGAGUAUAAACUGGUCAUCACUGGUCACAGUCUGGGUGCUGGUACAGCGUCACUUCUUGCUAUCCUAUUGCGCAAUUCCUUCCCCACCCUGCAGUGCUACUCAUUCUCUCCACCAGGGGGACUCCUGAGUAAAGCUUUGGCUGAUUACUCCAAAGACUUUGUGGUGUCGGUUGUGCUGGGAAAAGAUCUAGUUCCCAGAUUGAGCAUCCCUAACAUGGAGGAUCUGAAGAGAAGGAUACUUAAGAUAGUUUCCAACUGCAAUAAGCCCAAGUACCGCAUCCUGCUGCAGGGAUGUUGGUACGAGCUGUUUGGAGGAGACCCAGAUGACUUCCCCACUGAGAUGGACAACAGGAGGGAGGAGGAGCUUAGCCAGCCGCUGUUGGGGGAGGAGUCACUGAUGAUUCGCCACUCAUCGUCCUAUCAGAGCCUGGCGUCAGAUGACUCUCCUGCCCACACGGCGGCGCACUUACCUCUCUUCCUGCCCGGACGCAUUCUGCAUAUCACAGAGGAUGGGCCGUCACGGAGAUCCUGUUUUUCCCAGGUCCGGUAUCGUGCAGACUGGUCCAAUGAAAUGGCGUUCAGGAGUAUUUUGAUCAGUCCCAGGAUGCUUGCAGAUCACAUGCCUGACGCCAUGCUCCGAGCACUCAACAGUCUCACCAGUGACAAGCCCUUCUCCCUCUGCCCUUCGUCUUUAAACAACAGCCAGCAUAAUACAAUUUGAAACUUAUCAUAGAGACUGACUCCUUAUGUACACUAUUUGCUCCAAGACUCUGCAUUUGAAAGAUGGAUUAUAAUGGUAAUGAAACACAUGAAACUAUAGAGAUGACCUGUUGUGAUCUCCAUGAAUGAACCUGAUUUGUGAACUUGUUGGAGCACAAGUACUUUGUUAAAUUGCACUUUUAAUUAUUUAAUUCAUAUAAUUUGUUAUAUUUCAACUCUGAGUUACUCCAUGAGCAACUUUAUGCCAUGAUCUUUGAAUGUGCGUUGUAUACAAUAUUUGACAGUGCUGCAGAUUUACUGUGUUGUCAGUGUUCUACAUUUUAUGUUUGUGUGAGUGCUGUGUGGCUGGUAGAGGCUGCCCCCUGGUCACUCAAAGUGUCCAACGUUGUCUUCCUUGUCUGUGAGGAGGACUGAAGAGCAGUCUGAUCCUGGAUGCGAGGAUAUGGGGCUAAGUUUUACCUCAAAAUGUGCACGGAAGCAUUACAUUGUGUAGUAACUGUGGUUAGUCUGUCUUGUGUUUGAUGUCUUGACAUCAGGGUGAACAGUGCCUAUGCAUUACAGGAAAACAAGUCAACAGAAUUGCUUUACAGAAAAAGACUGAUGACUGCAGUGUGUUUACAGAAAGUUUUGGCCUGCAUUUUCUGCAAUGCAGUUUGAGUUGUGCAUGACGUUUGACAGACAAUGAUAGACGUAAGAGAUAGAAAGAUUGUACUUAUACAUUUUGUAGAAACCUGUUUACUUGUCAUGGACAUUAUUUUUUUCAGGUAAUGUAUCAUUAAAGUUUGAAUCAACUGAUGCCUGCAUAACUACUUCACAUCCUCAAUAGAAUGCAUUGGACUCCUUGAUGCAAAUAAAAGCUUUUGU